UAGUGGAUCAGUUGAUCGCACGCAAUUAACAACACGAAGCAAACAUGGCUCCGAAAGUUUUGUAUCUCCUGCUCAUCGCCUGUAUUUUUGGCACCAUCAUCCAGAUGAGUUUUGCUGACGCAUCCAAUUCAACCAAGGCAUCCGAGUCAACCAAGGUAUCCGAGUCAACCAAGGCAUCCGAGUCAACCAAGGUAUCCGAGUCAACCGAGUCAUCCCAGUCAACCAAGGCAUCCGAGUCAACCGAGUCAUCCCAGUCUACCAAGGCAUCCGAGUCAACCGAGUCAUCCAAGUCAUCCGAGUCAACCGAGUCAUCCAACUCAUCUGACUCAUCUAACUCAUCUGACUCCUCCGAUUCAUCCGAGUCACCGGCUCCAACCAAGGCACCGGUAAAACCGGCGAAAGAACCUGCAAAGAAAAAGGACGACAAAAAACCACAAAAACAGCCCACCAAAGCAGAAGAAACUGAAAACAAGACUGUGGUGAAGAAACUGGAGAUCGUGUUACCAAGGAUUCCAAUGAUCUCCCCGGUCCCAGGACUUAAACCGAACGUUGAAAAAGCUAAAGAUUUGGUUGCACGCCGUUUGAACAAAGGAGGCAAUUUUGUCAACGCCGUUGCGAACAGUAUAAGACUUGCGGUCCAUGCUGCUAAGCCUGUCGUAGCCAUAGCCAAAUUGAUCAGUAACAUUGUACUGGUAUUCGCCGAGGUAGCAUCAUUAAGCCCAGUCCGACUCGGACUUCUUGUUCUUCAGGAAGGUGUGAAAAUUGGCAUGAGUAUCAUGAGCGUGUCCCUUCCUAUUCUGAUAACUGGAGCUAUAGUGGCUGCGCAUUAAAUAAUCAACUAUAAUGUAUUAUAGUAGGUCAUUUACUUUAUAUGCAACUAUGUAUUAGUUUUGGUUGCAAUUAUAUUUACGCAUAAUGAAAA
Messenger RNA from Bombus pyrosoma, 922 nucleotides. Its product is annotated as osteocalcin 2-like. Lineage: Eukaryota; Metazoa; Arthropoda; Insecta; Hymenoptera; Apidae. The record is from RefSeq and is a predicted model, not a curated record. The transcript has 3 exons. The coding region runs from base 45 to 830 and encodes 261 amino acids.